UAGGGGGUGGGGCCUAGUAGGAGUCACUAAGGGAGUGCCCUUGAAAGAAAUGUUAGGAUCCCGCCCCCUUUCCAUUUCUGUUUUUGCUUUCUGGUUGCCAGGAGAUGAAUUAUUUCCUCUGCCAUGUUCUCCAACCCUGAUGCACUGCCUCACUACAACCCCAAUGCAAUAAGGCAAGAGACCAUGGCUGAAGUCCAAACACGGUGAACCAACCUGAACUUUCCCCCUUUUAAGUAGAUUUCUCUCAUAUAUUUGUGCCAGACCAUGGCCUAUGCAUAUUUUGACAUUACCUACUACUCGAAGUCCUAUCACUCCUUACCAAGCCACUAGACAAUAAUGAUUUUGUCAUUUUUUUUUCUGAAUCUACUCCUCAAAGUUUGUUGGGCUCAGCAUUUGAAAGGGUGCUUAUUUUGUUCCCUUUUAUUGUGUCUUGUUUUAUUCUGUCUAUCCUGAGAGGCAGAGAGGGUCCCUUGAACAGAUCAUUUGAAGGGUUUGCUGCUUGAUAAUAUUUGGUAGGGGCUGGGAAUGUGGCUUAGUGGUAAAACGCUUGCCUAGCAUGCGUGAAGCCCUGGGUUCUAUUCUUCAGUACCAAGAAAUAAAAAAGUAACAAUAAUAUUUGAUAAUGCUGACUGUACCCUAACUUGACUCUCUCAAAUAACCACUUAGAUACCUAACCUUCAUUCUUGUUAUGGGAUGGAUUGAAGUUCUCUUUGAAAGAAAUAUUUUCAGUUUUGUAAAGUUAAAAAGAAAACCCAUAUAUUCACACAUGCCUACACAUAUACGCAAGUGCAAAAUCAGACCCUUCUUGUUCCUCCUCUCCUUUCCAAAAGCCAACUGGCAAGAAUUUGCAAAGUGACCAGGGUGAAGUCAUGGAUCAUACUCACAUGGCUUUCUGAACCAUAAAGCACUCACCCUGCUGCAGUGACUUUCCAUCUUGUGGCAAGCCUCUGGGAGCAGUAGUUUCAAUGUGCAUAACGUAUUUGGACUUCACUGUGGCCUGGGAUAUUCUUCCAUGUGGCAUUCUCAUUAGAAGGUCAAGGAAAUUCAUCCUGUAUCCUGUUACUGUCAGUUGAAUGCACACAUGGCCAGAGGCAGCUUCUCAGUGGAGAUUAGCAGCUCUUUUAGAUCCGCACGCAGCUGGUAGAGCAGUUCAAAUGCCUGGAGCAGCAGUCCGAGUCUCGGCUGCAGCUGCUUCAAGACCUCCAGGAGUUCUUCCGCAGGAAAGCUGAGAUCGAACUGGAAUAUUCCCGCAGCCUGGAGAAGCUGGCCGAACGUUUCUCCUCCAAGAUCCGCAGCUCCCGAGAGCACCAGUUCAAAAAGGACCAAUACCUCCUCUCCCCUGUGAACUGUUGGUAUCUGGUCCUGCAUCAGACCCGGCGGGAGAGCCGAGACCACGCCACCCUCAAUGACAUCUUCAUGAACAACGUCAUCGUCCGCCUCUCCCAGAUCAGCGAAGAUGUCAUCAGGCUCUUCAAAAAGAGCAAGGAGAUUGGCCUGCAGAUGCACGAGGAGCUCCUGAAGGUGACCAAUGAGCUCUACACGGUCAUGAAAACCUACCACAUGUACCACGCGGAGAGCAUCAGCGCAGAGAGCAAGCUGAAGGAGGCCGAGAAGCAGGAGGAGAAGCAGUUCAACAAGUCGGGAGAGCUCAGCAUGAACUUGCUCCGGCAUGAGGACCGGCCCCAGCGCCGCAGCUCUGUGAAGAAGAUUGAGAAGAUGAAGGAGAAGAGACAGGCCAAGUAUUCGGAGAACAAGCUGAAGUGCACAAAGGCCCGCAAUGACUACCUGCUCAACCUGGCAGCCACCAACGCUGCCAUCAGCAAAUACUACAUCCACGAUGUCUCCGAUCUCAUCGAUUGCUGUGACUUGGGCUUUCACGCCAGCCUGGCGCGCACCUUCCGGACCUACCUCUCCGCUGAAUACAACCUGGAAACCUCUCGUCACGAGGGGCUGGAUGUCAUUGAGAACGCAGUAGACAACCUGGACUCCCGGAGCGACAAGCACACGGUCAUGGAUAUGUGCAACCAAGUGUUCUGCCCCCCGCUCAAGUUCGAGUUCCAGCCUCACAUGGGGGAUGAGGUGUGCCAGGUCAGCGCACAGCAGCCGGUGCAGAUGGAGCUGCUCAUGCGGUACCACCAGCUGCAGUCCAGACUGGCCACACUCAAGAUAGAGAAUGAGGAGGUUAGAAAAACCCUGGAUGCCACCAUGCAGACCUUGCAGGACAUGCUGACUGUGGAGGACUUCGACGUCUCCGAUGCCUUCCAGCACAGCCGCUCUACGGAGUCCGUGAAGUCGGCCGCCUCUGAGACCUACAUGAGCAAGAUCAACAUUGCCAAAAGGAGAGCCAACCAGCAGGAAACAGAAAUGUUUUAUUUUACAAAAUUUAAGGAAUACGUGAACGGCAGUAACCUCAUCACCAAGCUACAGGCCAAGCAUGACUUACUCAAGCAGACUCUGGGUGAAGGAGAGAGAGCAGAAUGCGGCACCACCAGGCCCCCCUGUCUUCCCCCUAAACCACAGAAAAUGAGGAGACCUAGGCCUCUUUCAGUGUAUAGCCAUAAACUCUUUAACGGCAGUAUGGAAACGUUCAUUAAGGAUUCAGGACAAGCUAUACCACUUGUAGUCGAGAGCUGCAUUCGAUACAUCAAUUUAUAUGGACUCCAACAACAGGGGAUCUUCAGAGUGCCAGGGUCUCAGGUUGAAGUUAAUGACAUAAAGAAUUCCUUUGAGAGAGGUGAAGACCCCCUUGUGGAUGAUCAGAACGAGCGAGAUAUCAACUCAGUAGCUGGUGUUUUAAAACUGUAUUUCCGAGGACUGGAAAACCCACUCUUUCCUAAGGAAAGGUUUCAAGAUUUGAUAUCUACUAUUAAACUGGAAAACCCAGCUGAGAGGGUGCACCAGAUCCAGCAAAUCCUCAUCACCCUGCCCCGUGUGGUCAUCGUGGUCAUGAGAUACCUCUUCGCUUUCCUCAACCACCUCUCCCAAUAUAGCGACGAGAACAUGAUGGAUCCCUACAACCUGGCCAUCUGCUUCGGGCCCACCCUCAUGCACAUCCCCGAUGGGCAGGACCCUGUGUCCUGCCAGGCCCACGUCAAUGAAGUCAUCAAAACCAUCAUCAUCCAUCAUGAAGCCAUCUUCCCCAGCCCCCGGGAGCUAGAGGGACCCGUAUAUGAAAAAUGCAUGGCUGGAGGGGAAGAAUAUUGUGACAGCCCACACAGCGAGCCAGGCACCAUCGAUGAGGUUGACCACGACAACGGCACAGAGCCACAUACCAGCGAUGAAGAAGUGGAGCAGAUCGAGGCCAUUGCCAAGUUUGACUACGUGGGUCGGUCCCCUCGUGAGCUGUCCUUCAAGAAGGGGGCGUCACUGCUCCUGUACCACCGUGCCUCGGAGGACUGGUGGGAGGGCCGCCACAAUGGUGUGGAUGGGCUCAUCCCUCAUCAGUACAUCGUUGUACAAGAUAUGGACGAUGCCUUCUCUGACAGCUUGAGCCAGAAGGCCGACAGCGAGGCCAGCAGCGGGCCGCUGCUGGAUGACAAGGCCUCCUCCAAGAACGACCUCCAGUCUCCCACAGAGCAUAUCUCGGAUUAUGGCUUUGGGGGGGUGAUGGGCCGGGUGCGGUUACGGUCGGACGGAGCGGCCAUCCCCAGGCGUCGAAGCGGGGGCGACACCCACAGCCCGCCUCGGGGCCUGGGCCCCGGCAUAGACACGCCACCCCGAGCGGCCGCCUGCCCCAGCAGCCCCCACAAAAUCCCCCUCACCCGGGGGCGGAUCGAAAGCCCCGAGAAGAGGAGGAUGGCGACGUUUGGGAGCGCCGGCAGCAUCAACUUCCCCGACAAGAAGGGGCUGUCGGAAGGGCUCUCCAUGAGGUCCACCUGCGGCUCCACCCGGCACAGCAGCCUGGGGGACCACAAGUCCCUGGAGGCGGAGGCCCUGGCAGAAGACAUCGAGAAGACCAUGAGCACGGCUCUGCACGAGCUGCGGGAGCUGGAGCGGCAGAACACGGUCAAGCAGGCGCCGGACGUGGUGCUGGACACCCUGGAGCCCCUCAAGAACCCGCCAGGCCCCAUCAGCUCGGAGCCCGCCAGCCCCCUGCACACCAUCAUCAUCCGUGACCCGGACGCCGCCAUGCGCCGCAGCAGCAGCUCCUCCACCGAGAUGAUGACCACCUUCAAGCCCGCCCUGUCCGCCCGCCUGGCGGGUGCCCAGCUGCGCCCCCCGCCCAUGCGGCCCGUGCGGCCCGUGGUCCAGCACAGGUCCAGCAGCAGCAGCAGCUCGGGCGUGGGCAGCCCCGCCGUGACGCCCACCGAGAAGAUGUUCCCCAGCAGCUCCACGGACAAGUCAGGCACCAUGUGACCUGCGGGCUAGGCAGCACCGCCACGGCCCGCUGCGGCCCCGCCCAGGCCUGGGGUGGCCUGGGGGGCGGGGGGGGGGGGGGCUCCCGCUUGCUCCCCGGUGACGCGGGCCUCGGAGGGCAGGGCCCGGGAGGUCGGCCUGGAAGGGUGUGUGUCUGUGGAGAGCAGAGGCUCAGGCAUUCGCUGACGCUCAACACUCAGCCCUGCAAGUCCCACAGACCUCUCGUGUGCAAGUGACACCCAGAGGAAUGCUGGAGCGAGAGCUGGAGCAAGAGCAGCCGAGUGUAGCCAUUCCCAAGAUCCAGGCACCAUGCUAACGGCUUCUCCUCCAUAUCGCCACUGGAAGAAUAUUCUCUCAACAUUCUCUCUGCAUAUGUAUAUAUGUGUGUGUGUGUAUAUAUAUACACGCGCAUAUAUAUUCAUAUAUAUGUAUGUAUAUAUGUCUGUAGGGGUGUGUGUAUAUAUAUAUAUUUAUGCAUCUAUAUACAUAUAUUAGAUCUGGACAUACACACAUGCUAAAUGUAUAUAGUAUCUCCUUUUUCUUUUUAUGAAACUUAGAUUUACCUCAGACCCAUGCCACCAAACAUCUCCCACUGAGUUAUUUGGUGGGAUUUGCAGGGACUUUUCUGGGAGAACUUAAGAGGGCCCACAGUAACUGCAAAUGAAGCAAUAUACCACUAACCUGCAGAAUAACAAAGACAGAAACAGUCUCCCACUGUCUCCAGAAGUCGUGGCCUUCCAGAACAAUCUGCCCCCUAACGGAAGGGUGGGGCGGGGGGGUACCCCAAGCAGGCUGCUUCUAGAGGUGGGGGAACCCUUCGUAGAAAACCCUUCACCUACUCCAGAGACCCUGAUCUUCCACUCAGAGGCCAAAGGCCAACUUUGCCCCCCUCCCCGCCAAAGCACAGGAGGAAUUGGUGGGAAGUCCCCUGGCCAUGACGCC
Perognathus longimembris pacificus (Pacific pocket mouse) is the source of this 5298-nucleotide messenger RNA. It is a transcript of the gene Srgap3, whose product is annotated as SLIT-ROBO Rho GTPase activating protein 3. Gene Ontology annotation, molecular function: protein binding. NCBI's taxonomy places the organism in Eukaryota, Metazoa, Chordata, Mammalia, Rodentia, Heteromyidae. The transcript is spliced from 22 exons. Gene Ontology annotation, biological process: signal transduction; negative regulation of cell migration. Bases 1417 to 4356 code for a protein of 979 amino acids. Gene Ontology annotation, cellular component: cytoplasm. The record is from RefSeq and is a predicted model, not a curated record.